GUUCUCAGUGCGAAACCCGCAGAAAGCUGCGAACUUUCCUACGUCCCGCCGGCCGGCCCUCAUCCGGAGCCGUGAGCGGAGCAUGGAGCGCUCAGGUACCGCUCGGGACUCGGCUGCACCCCUGGAGCGAGGAGAUGUUGCAAGAAGGGACGUGGCAAUUCUGUACGGAGAGGACGCUGGUGAGUGGAGUGUCUACUUGAAGGAUGAGUUGUUGCAACAUCUGGACCCAGAAGGUGUCUGCAGUUUCCAGAUCGGCCUGCUGAAGGACUUGCAGACUGCUGCCCACACACUGGCUGACUACAGGUGCAAGUUUCUGGUCCUGACCUUGGGACUCCUGGACGCACUGGACAACCCCAGGAGCCAGCUGCUCGGCAAAGUUCUCCAGCCUCCUGCCGCAGUGCUGCUGCUUCUCUGUGGAGUUCCCAGCUCUGACGACUUCUACAAAGUGCUGCCUGUGGAGAGCAGGUUCCAGGAGGUGUCAGCUGAGCAGGAGCCUUGGGAAUACGUCUCGAUGGUCAUCAGCAUUGCCGAGUCAGAUCCCAUUCCAGUACCAGAUCUUCGCCCAGAGAUGGAGGUGACAGAGGAUCUCACUGACGUGCUUGUUAACCCUGACGACUUCACAGAGCCUCUGCUAGUGAUGCCCACCCAAAUCCCAUGUGAAAAUGUGACGAAGAUAUACCUGUUCCUGAAAGACCACCUGUCCCUCGAGGAGAGGCCUGAGGUUGAGUUUGUGACAGGCAUCCAGCAAAUAAAAGUGCAAGCCAGCAUGUUGAACAGCCAAACAGUUUGCGUCCGAUCUGUGGAGCUCCCCGCUGGCCCUGUGAUACUGAAGCUCCACUGCCGACAAACCCUCCUGGGCAGCGCCCAGGUGAUCUACUUCAGCCCAGUGGAAAAGAUUAAACGUCUGCUGCACAAGGUUACUGAUCCCAUCCAGUUUAUCUGCCAGGCAUUCCAGAUUUCCACCCAGACCCAACUGGAUGAACUACUCACCAAGUCACUCCAGAAUUCCCUGCCUUCCAGUAGGAUCGGAGCAUUUCAGAGCAUCGGAACCGAUAGCCAUUCUCCUGCACACUAUGGGGAUUAUGAGUGUCCAACAUUGCUCCACUUUGCCGCCAAGAACGGGUUGAAACGCCUCACCAUCCUGCUCCUCGACUGCCCUGGGGCAAAGCAAGCCUCAGCCCUCCUCAACAGCCACGGAGAGGGGCCGGGGGAGGUGGCCAAGAGGUACGGCUUCCAGCACAUCCACGAACUGAUGGAUAGAUUCAUGGAGUCAACGCAGAUGGUGGAGAACCAGAAUGGGAAGUGGCUCGAACCCUCCCAGGGGCAAGAGGAUGAAGAGAACAUUUAUGAGAAGAUGAGUGGCCUGCUGAUGGCAGCAAACAAGUUUGAGGGAGUAUCCAAGUUGGAGGAGAUGGUCCGCAAGGAAGAUCCCUACACCCUGUCAGUGGACAAGGAAGACCAGUACACCACAGGGAUACCCAAGGAAGACCGAUACACCACAGGGAUACCCAAGGAAGACUGGUACACCACAGGAAUACCCAAGGAAGACCGAUACACCACAGGGAUACCCAAGGAAGACUGGUACACCACAGGAAUACCCAAGGAAGACCGAUACACCACAGGGAUACCCAAGGAAGACUGGUACACCACAGGAAUACCCAAGGAAGACCGAUACACCACAGGGAUACCCAAGGAAGACUGGUACACCACAGGAAUACCCAAGGAAGACCGAUACACCACAGCGGGACCCCAGAAAGUCCACGACACCACAGCAGUGGACGAAGAAGACCCCUACACCCUGGUGUUGGGUGAUGAUGACCAUUACACCACAGCAAGACCCAAGGAACGCUGCCACACUGUGGAAUUUGAUAACAAUGACUACACAACAGUGGUACCCAAAAAAGACUGCAAUACCACUGCAGUGGACGAAGAAGACCCCUACAUCCUGGUGUUGGGUGAUGAUGACUGUAAAACCACAGAGAGACCCAAGGAAGACCGGUACAGCACAGCAAGACCCAAGGAACGCUGCCACACUGUGGAAUUCGAUAACAACGACUACACAACAGUGGUACCCAAAAAAGACCGCAUUACUACUGCAGUGGACGAAGAAGACCCCUACACCCUGGUGUUGGGUGAUGAUGACCGUAACACCACAGCAAGACCCAAGGAACGCUGCCACGCUGUGGAAUUCGAUAACAAUGACUACACAACAGUGGUACCCAAAAAAGACCGCAUUACCACUGCAGUGGACGAAGAAGACCCCUACAUCCUGGUUUUGGGUGAUGAUGACCGUAACACCACAGCAAGACCCAAGGAACGCUGCCACGCUGUGGAAUUCGAUAACAAUGACUACACAACAGUGGUACCCAAAAAAGACCGCAUUACCACUGCAGUGGACGAAGAAGACCCCUACAUCCUGGUUUUGGGUGAUGAUGACCAUAACACCACAGCAAGACCCAAGGAACGCUGCCACACUGUGGAAUUUGAUAACAAUGACUACACAACAGUGGUACCCAAAAAAGACCGCAAUACCACUGCAGUGGAGGAAGAAGACCCCUACAUCCUGGUGUUGGGUGAUGAUGACCGUAACACCACAGAGAGAUUCAAGGAAGACACUGCGAGACCUAAGAAACAUUGCCACACCAUGGCAUUCGAUGAUGACCGCUAUACCACAGUGGUACGUAAGAAACAUCACCACCCUGCGGAGGCAGACGAAGAAGACCCCUACACCCUGACUCUAGAUGAAGACCUGUGCACCACAGUGGUACCUAAGGAAGGCUGCUAUACCAUGGCAGAAGUUGGGGAAGUCCCUGGAAUCCCGGCAUUGGGCAAGGAAGGCCUAUAUGACAUGGUGAUACCCAAGCAAGACAGAUACACUGCAGCAGUAACCAAAAGAGACUGCUACGCCAGAGCAGUAACGAAGGACGACUGCUACACCGGGACGGUAACCAGGGAAGACCGCUACACCGGGACGGUAACCAGGGAAGACCGCUACACCGGGACGGUAACCAGGGAAGACCGCUACACCAGGACGGUAACCAGGGAAGACCACUACACCGUGGACAACCCAUAUGAUUACAUUCUGCCACAGCGGAAGAGCAGCUCAGACGCUCGGAAGGAGAGUCGGCCUCCAGCACCCAUCCCUCGGCCUGUCAUCUUGUCGGAGUCCGCCACUGCCCCGUUCAUAGCGCAAGUCUUUCAGCAAAGGACGGGCAGGGAGAUUAAUGAAAACAUCUAUGGGAUCAUGGCAAGAGAUAUGAAGACACAGAGAGACAGAGAGAAUAUCUACAGUUUGGCAGCACCCAUGAGACAGGCACCUGGGCCCCCCAAGUUACCAAACCUGUAUGACAAACUAUCCAACGUCCGGUAACCAGUUGUGAUUCCGGAUUCCGGGAAUGCUCUUCACCCCGCUCCACCCAGCUGAAGGAAAACUCCAGAGGAGGAAACAUUGGAUAUAUUUACCAGAGGGAAUCAAACAAAAUGAAUAUUGGGAUAGCAGUGUGUUUGCUGUCAGC
Hypanus sabinus (Atlantic stingray) is the source of this 3515-nucleotide messenger RNA. Its product is annotated as B-cell scaffold protein with ankyrin repeats-like. The transcript has 13 exons. The record is from RefSeq and is a predicted model, not a curated record. Lineage: Eukaryota; Metazoa; Chordata; Chondrichthyes; Myliobatiformes; Dasyatidae. Gene Ontology annotation, molecular function: protein tyrosine kinase binding; signaling receptor binding. Gene Ontology annotation, biological process: B cell activation; negative regulation of phosphatidylinositol 3-kinase/protein kinase B signal transduction; negative regulation of B cell activation. Bases 83 to 3370 code for a protein of 1095 amino acids.